GCGGUUCCUCUGCAGGGCUGGGGCUGCUGAGCCGGGGCUGGUGGGGGCCGAGCCGCAGCGGGGCGCGUGCGAGGUGAAGCGCUGGCUCCUGCCCUGUGAGGAGCCGCUGCCUGCCGGGGGUGGGACUGGGAGCCCGCCCCCCCUCGUUGCCACCCCCCGUUCGCGGGGCGGGGCGGGGCUGGCCCGCCGGAGCAGGGCGGGGGACGCGGGCACCUUGUGCGCCGAGCAGGCGGUGGCAGCGGCAGAUUCCCGGUGCGUCCCCAGGCGCCGUCCAGCGUGUGGCUGUGCAGCGGUCGAGAUUAUACACCUCAUAUGACUAACUUGAAGAAAAGGAGCUAACCAUGGGACGACAUUCAAGAUUCCUCUCUGGAAAGGGUUGCUGAUGUCUCACUCUUCUAUUUGGGUGAUGUGUAUCUGCUCAUCUGACUGUCUUCAUAUCUAAAGGAUUUAUUUUACUUUUGGAAGUACUUCAAGUCGAAAUUUUUGUUCCUUUUUGGAAACUGUUUCCUCAUUCUAAGGACUGUAUACAUCAUGGGUGACAUGGCUAACAACUCAGUUGCAUACAGUGGUGUAAAAAACUCUGUAAAAGAAUCUAAUCAUGGAGAUUUUGGAAUCUCACUUGAAGAGCUCCGUGCCCUUAUGGAACUGCGAUCUACAGAUGCAGUGCAUAAAAUACAAGAAUGUUAUGGAGAUGUCUAUGCUAUCUGUACAAGAUUGAAAACUUCACCAAAUGAAGGUCUAAGUGGAAAUCCAGCCGAUAUAGAGAGAAGAGAAGCAGUGUUUGGGAAGAACUUUAUACCUCCUAAAAAGCCAAAAACAUUUCUUCAGUUAGUAUGGGAAGCACUACAGGAUGUUACCCUAAUUAUAUUAGAAAUUGCAGCCAUAAUAUCAUUGGGCCUUUCUUUUUACCAGCCUCCAGGAGGGAACGAAGCAUCAUGUGGAGCAGUGACUGUUGGUGAAGAAGAGGAGGAAGGUGAAACAGGUUGGAUUGAAGGAGCUGCAAUCCUUUUAUCUGUAGUUUGUGUGGUAUUGGUAACCGCUUUCAAUGACUGGAGUAAAGAGAAACAAUUUAGGGGGCUGCAGAGCCGCAUUGAACAAGAACAGAAGUUCACUGUCAUCAGGGGUGGACAAGUCAUCCAGAUACCAGUAGCCGACAUAAUUGUUGGGGAUAUUGCGCAAGUAAAAUAUGGUGAUCUUCUGCCAGCUGAUGGUGUACUUAUUCAAGGAAAUGACCUUAAAAUUGAUGAAAGCUCAUUGACUGGAGAAUCAGAUCAGGUUAAAAAGACUUUGGAUAAAGAUCCUAUGCUGCUGUCAGGUACCCAUGUGAUGGAAGGCUCUGGAAGAAUGGUAGUUACUGCUGUAGGUGUGAACUCUCAAACUGGAAUUAUAUUUACCUUACUUGGGGCUGGAGGAGAUGAUGAAGAGAAAGAGAAGGAGAAAAAGGACAAGAAAAGUAAAAAACAAGAUGGAGCUGUUGAGAACCGCAACAAAGCCAAAGCUCAAGAUGGUGCAGCCAUGGAAAUGCAACCCUUGAAGAGUGAAGAUGGUGGAGAUGGCGAUGAGAAAGACAAGAAGAGAGCAAACAUGCCAAAGAAAGAAAAAUCAGUUCUACAAGGCAAACUUACAAAGCUAGCAGUUCAGAUUGGCAAAGCAGGUUUGUUGAUGUCUGCAAUCACAGUCAUUAUCCUUAUCUUGUAUUUUGUAAUUGAUACCUUCUGGGUUCAGAAGCGACCUUGGCUUGCUGAAUGCACACCAAUUUAUAUUCAAUACUUUGUGAAGUUCUUCAUUAUUGGAGUUACAGUCCUGGUGGUGGCGGUACCAGAAGGUCUUCCACUUGCAGUCACUAUUUCACUGGCUUACUCUGUAAAGAAAAUGAUGAAAGAUAAUAAUUUGGUGAGACACCUGGAUGCUUGUGAAACAAUGGGCAAUGCAACAGCCAUUUGCUCAGAUAAAACUGGAACAUUGACCAUGAACAGAAUGACAGUGGUGCAGGCUUUUGUCAGUGAAAAACAUUAUAAAAAAAUUCCAGAACCAGAUGCUAUUCCUGAGAAAACUCUGGCUCAUCUUGUAACAGGAAUUUCUGUUAAUUGUGCUUAUACUUCCAAAAUACUGCCUCCUGAAAAAGAAGGUGGCCUACCACGUCAUGUUGGUAAUAAAACAGAAUGUGCCUUGCUAGGAUUGCUUCUGGAUUUAAAACGAGAUUAUCAGGACGUAAGAAAUGAAAUACCAGAAGAGGCACUGUACAAAGUAUACACCUUCAACUCAGUCAGAAAAUCAAUGAGUACGGUGUUAAAAAAUUCUGAUGGCAGUUUUCGGAUAUUCAGCAAGGGUGCCUCUGAGAUAGUUCUUAAAAAGUGCUUCAAAAUAUUGAGUGCUAAUGGUGAACCAAAGGCAUUCAGACCUAGGGACCGUGAUGAUAUUAUAAAAACUGUGAUUGAACCUAUGGCCUCUGAGGGACUCAGAACUAUAUGUCUAGCAUUCAGAGACUUCCCAGCAGGAGAACCUGAGCCAGAGUGGGACAAUGAAAAUGAUAUUGUCACUGGUCUUACAUGCAUUGCUGUUGUAGGGAUUGAAGAUCCUGUGAGGCCUGAGGUACCAGAUGCAAUAAAAAAAUGCCAGCGUGCUGGUAUAACUGUGCGUAUGGUCACUGGUGAUAACAUUAACACUGCUCGUGCUAUUGCUUCAAAAUGUGGCAUUUUGAAUCCUGGUGAAGACUUCAUAUGCCUAGAGGGGAAAGACUUCAACAGACGAAUACGUAAUGAAAAAGGAGAGAUAGAGCAAGAGCGAAUAGAUAAGAUUUGGCCAAAGCUUCGUGUGCUUGCAAGAUCUUCACCCACGGACAAACACACAUUGGUAAAAGGUAUAAUUGACAGCACUGUCUCAGAGCAGAGACAAGUUGUAGCUGUAACUGGAGAUGGCACUAAUGAUGGUCCAGCAUUGAAGAAAGCAGAUGUUGGCUUUGCCAUGGGUAUUGCUGGAACAGAUGUAGCUAAAGAAGCUUCUGAUAUUAUUCUCACAGAUGAUAACUUCACAAGCAUUGUUAAAGCAGUUAUGUGGGGACGAAAUGUUUAUGACAGUAUCUCCAAAUUUCUUCAGUUCCAGCUUACUGUCAAUGUCGUAGCAGUAAUUGUUGCUUUCACAGGAGCAUGUAUUACACAAGAUUCUCCACUUAAAGCUGUGCAGAUGUUGUGGGUAAAUCUCAUAAUGGACACAUUAGCAUCUCUUGCUCUGGCAACGGAACCACCUACUGAAUCUCUAUUGCUGCGGAAACCUUAUGGUAGAAAUAAACCUCUGAUCUCUCGCACGAUGAUGAAGAAUAUUUUGGGUCAUGCAGUCUAUCAACUUGUGGUAGUCUUUACACUCCUGUUUGCUGGUGAGAGAAUUUUUGAUAUUGAUAGUGGAAGAAAUGCACCUCUGCAUGCUCCUCCUUCAGAGCAUUACACUAUUGUUUUUAAUACAUUUGUGAUGAUGCAACUUUUUAAUGAAAUCAAUGCCCGGAAAAUCCACGGUGAAAGAAAUGUUUUUGAAGGAAUCUUCAACAAUGCCAUCUUCUGUAUUAUUGUUCUGGGCACGUUUAUUGUGCAGAUAAUUAUUGUACAGUUUGGUGGGAAACCUUUCAGUUGUUCAGAACUUACAAUAGAACAUUGGCUAUGGUCCGUUUUCCUGGGAAUGGGAACACUACUCUGGGGCCAGCUGAUCUCAACAAUUCCAACCAGCCGUUUGAAAUUCCUUAAAGAAGCUGGGCAUGGAACACAGAAGGAGGAGAUUCCCGAAGAAGAGUUUUCAGAAGAUGUAGAAGAGAUUGAUCAUGCUGAAAGAGAACUGCGUCGUGGUCAGAUCUUGUGGUUUAGGGGCCUGAACAGGAUACAAACUCAGAUCCGAGUGGUGAAUGCAUUUCGUAGUUCCUUAUAUGAAGGAUUAGAAAAACCUGAGACACGAAGUUCAAUUCACAAUUUUAUGACGCAUCCUGAGUUUAGAAUAGAAGAUUCUGAGCCUCAUAUUCCCCUUAUUGAUGAUACUGAUGCUGAAGAUGAUGCUCCAACAAAACGCAACUCCACUCCUCCCCCUUCUCCCAACAAAAAUAACAAUGCGGUUGACAGUGGAAUUCACCUUACAACAGACAUGAACAAGUCUGCUACCUCUUCAUCCCCAGGGAGCCCACUACAUAGUUUGGAAACAUCACUCUGAUUGUAAGCUGAAUGUUAACACACUAGCUGCAUUGUAAAGAAACAAAUUGAAACUGGGUCUUUUCACACAUUGUGAUGGACAAGAUAGUAGUCUUGUCCUGGACUUCAACAGAAGACACACUUGUACGAAUGUAGAUUUAUUUUUUUAAAAAAGCUUUCUGCCAGACUUGAGGGUGCUUUUGGGGGGCGGGGAUAAUAAUGAACUCUGACAGAUAAACGGUAACUCGGCAUAAGUGACCUGCGGAUCAUCAGUUGUACUUAAUGGUCCUGAACAGUGUGUUAGAACUUUAGUUUAUCUUGAUCCUUUUGAGGGGAGGGCUGGGAAGGGCAAAGAAGCCCUGGAUCAUUGAAUUGAUACUUAAAUUUCUGCUGUUGGCUGUUAAUAAUUUGGAUUAUUUAUGUUUAUAAAUGAUACAGAUCUGUUUACAAGGUUUGUAGAUACUUUUUUGUUCCUGUUCUUAGAUGGGAAGCUUCCUUAUAAAUGAUGCAGAGAAAAAAAUUAGUCCUUCAAAUACUGCUGUAUUUUCAGGAAAAGGGUGUUUCUAUUGAAACUGUACUAAAUUUUGCCUGCAAUUUACUUUGUUAAAUAUUGUAGAUAAAUUGCUAAUACUAAUAGCCAAAUAGAUAACACUAAUGCUUUGUAAAAACAUGAGCAGUGGUGUUCUAAUGAAGUUAUGGCCUCUGUCCUAAUUAGUUUCUUAAAUACAUUUACUACUUAAUGGUUUUGAAACAACUGUUUAAUUUUUAAAAAUUUUGAGAAACUUACUGAAUAACUUUUUUUGUUCAGAAUUUAGUAGAGGAUUGUUUAAUGCAGGACAUCAAUAUGUGAUGGAACUUGCUUGAAAUACUUUUGUUAUCUCAGGCAAAAUGGAUUAAAUCAAAAUACAUCAGAACCUUAGUCCUUUUUGUUUUUGUCUAAACAUGUUAGCAUAGUGCUGUCUUGGUGAAUUGUGAGUGGAACUGUGUUGAUUUUUCUAAUAUAUAGAAUCCUUCAUACAGCAUGAGGGCUGUUGGCAUUUUGAAAGGUUGUUAGUAGGUAGCAUACCUGUUUUCCUUUUUGUUUUUGGAAUUUGUUUGUAAACAUGAAUAAAUCUGCCCUUUUAUUAAAAUAAA
Messenger RNA from Mauremys reevesii (Reeves's turtle), 5300 nucleotides. RefSeq names its product ATPase plasma membrane Ca2+ transporting 1 (gene ATP2B1). Gene Ontology annotation, cellular component: intracellular membrane-bounded organelle; membrane. Gene Ontology annotation, biological process: regulation of cytosolic calcium ion concentration; calcium ion transmembrane transport. The transcript has 21 exons. Bases 532 to 4188 code for a protein of 1218 amino acids. The record is from RefSeq and is a predicted model, not a curated record. Gene Ontology annotation, molecular function: P-type calcium transporter activity; PDZ domain binding; ATP binding. Lineage: Eukaryota; Metazoa; Chordata; Testudines; Geoemydidae.